This is a messenger RNA of Colletotrichum paranaense, 435 nucleotides long. RefSeq lists its product as uncharacterized. NCBI's taxonomy places the organism in Eukaryota, Fungi, Ascomycota, Sordariomycetes, Glomerellales, Glomerellaceae. The coding region runs from base 1 to 435 and encodes 144 amino acids. The transcript has a single exon. The record is from RefSeq and is a predicted model, not a curated record.
AUGUCGUCCGUAGCAUCGCCAACUACAGUUGUCACGACCACAGUCACCGCGCUGGUCCCUGCAUCGACGGACAGCGAUAGCCCGAUAGUAGUUCCAACACAAGGGAAAAUCCAGCUCCCCUGUCCCGCCAUGGAGGGCGAAACGAGAACAAUUGCACUCUCUGAUGUUGAUGCCAAAUUCGUUAUGCAUUGUGGCAUGAGUUUUGGAGCAAAAGGAGCUCUAGACAUUGUUGCCGUUGUAGUCUAUUCGUACUUGGACUGCCUCAGGGCUUGUGCAUCAUACAAUCGCAACUCAGGGUCGAGAACAUGCGUCGCGGCGACCUUCAACGCGAAUCUGGGUAAUGUUGGCCCAAACAAUGGGAAUUGUUGGCUCAAGAAUGCGACUAGUCCCCGGUCGAUAUCUGAUAAUUCUGCUGUGGGUGGCAUCCUGGAUUGA